CAUAUUCUUGUAAACAUAAAGCAAGAAAAAAAAAACUACAAAAGUGAUUCAUCUUCGGAAAAACACAUAUAAAAUUUAUAAAAUAUUCCAAUUAAUUUUCCCUUUUAAAUAAAAAAAAAUCGUAAAAAAAUGUUUAACAAUCUAUUCGGCAAAGCUCCUUCUCUCAAGGAACAACAACGUGAUAAUGAUAGAAAUUUAAGAAAAGCCUCUCGAGAUAUUGAAAGAGAACGAAGAAAAUUGGAGGAGGAGGAAAAGAAACUCCAGAUGGAAAUUAAAAAGAAUGCAGCCCAAGGCAACAACGAUGUCUGUCGCAUACUGGCCAAACAACUGGUGGAGAUACGUAAACAAAAGGCACGCACUUUUGCGGCCAACAGUAAGAUCACUUCGAUAGGUUAUCAGAAUAAAAAUAUUGGCACUAAUGUGGCGCUGAGUAAUGCCAUGAGCACGUCGGCCAAAACUAUGGCUGAAAUGAAUAAAAUCAUGAAACCCGAAAGUAUUGCUGCCAAUGUACGGGACUUCCAACAGGCUAAUAUGAAAAUGGAAAUGACUGAUGAAAUGAUUAAUGAUACCCUAGACGAUAUGUUAGCCGAUUCGGAUGAGGAAGAGGAAACCAAUGCUGUUGUCAAUAAAGUGCUCGAUGAAAUUGGCAUUGAAAUCUCAGGAAAAAUGGCUAAUGUACCAGCAGCUGCCUCGGGUGGUUUGGAAGAUACACGCACGGAUAAGGAUAUUGCUGCUCAAUUGGCUAAAUUACGUUCCACAUAGAAUUGUCUUUUUAUUUUUAUAUUAUUAGUUAUUACAUUAUAUUUUAACGUGAUUAUGUUUUUAUUAAUAAAUUUAUCCAUUACAUAUAUAUAAAA
This is a messenger RNA of Lucilia sericata (common green bottle fly), 857 nucleotides long. RefSeq names its product charged multivesicular body protein 2b (gene CHMP2B). The transcript has a single exon. The record is from RefSeq and is a predicted model, not a curated record. Gene Ontology annotation, cellular component: multivesicular body; ESCRT III complex. NCBI's taxonomy places the organism in Eukaryota, Metazoa, Arthropoda, Insecta, Diptera, Calliphoridae. Gene Ontology annotation, biological process: endosome transport via multivesicular body sorting pathway; late endosome to vacuole transport; protein transport. Bases 130 to 762 code for a protein of 210 amino acids.